AUGAAAUUCAUAACUACAAACUUUGUCAAAUGUGCCGUUAAGGCAUGUCAGUCUUCGACAGAUUCGUUUCCUCUUCAGUAUAAAGAAUGCCAGCUAGUGCAGCAGGAGCAGGAAUUCAAACCUGAGUAUGUGCUUCAUAUGCUUGAUAAAUUAGACUGGGAUGCAGUUGUUGCAGUUGCUAGAGAUUUGGGCAAUGACUCAAUUCCACAGACCAAGCCUGAAGGCUUGGAUCCUAUCAUGGAGGACGACGUGGUGGUGUUGAAAGAUUUGCACACUUUGCUCAUGGAGACGCAAUUGGUUGAGGGCCAGAUGGUAUGCAAGAACUGUCAGCACAUUUACUAUAUCAAAAAUUCAAUUCCAAACUUUUUGCUUCCUCCACAUUUGGUUAAUUGA
Lodderomyces elongisporus is the source of this 393-nucleotide messenger RNA. Its product is annotated as RNA methylation protein. Gene Ontology annotation, molecular function: protein heterodimerization activity. Gene Ontology annotation, biological process: rRNA (guanine-N7)-methylation; peptidyl-glutamine methylation; tRNA methylation. The coding region runs from base 1 to 393 and encodes 130 amino acids. The record is from RefSeq and is a predicted model, not a curated record. NCBI's taxonomy places the organism in Eukaryota, Fungi, Ascomycota, Pichiomycetes, Serinales, Debaryomycetaceae. The transcript has a single exon.